ACGAGUGGCUUUCCUGCGUGCCCCUAGAGAAACCAAACGCCUCUUUUCCUUCUCGACCCUUUCCUAUCGGUCUUCUGGCGAAUCGAACGAAGCUUUCUUCCCUUACUCCCUCUCAUCCACCUCCGGCCCGUCGUUCCCCCGCCGACCACCGUCCCUACCGCCGUCUGCGCCAUCACCGUCCGGCCGGAUCGCCGGUCCGAACCCUGCAUCGCUCGGAUUACAUAGCGGCAGGCAAACGAGAAGGAGGCGGCGUUGGAGUUUGAGGGAAAAGAAAAAAAGAAGAAGAAACAGAUCGUUGCCGAGUCCAUCUGGGCGAGAGAAACAAAAAAUGCUGAAAUCAAUGCUUGCUUGCUGCAAGCUCUAUAUAUCUGAAAGCCGUAACUCUCUUGCACUGGAAUCGAUUGAGCUAGCUGCAAAAUUAUACCCGGAAGCUGUUGUCAUCAACAAAUUCAAGGAUGAGGCCUACAACAGAGUUGGCUAUACACUUGUCUCAUGCUUUGAUACCACCUCAUCGCCUGAUGUUGCCCCCUUGAAGAAUGCAGUGCUCAGCAUGGUUAAAGCAGCUUUUGAAACCAUUAAUCUUGAGUUACACUCUGGAACUCAUCCUCGGCUUGGAGUUGUCGACCACAUCUGCUUCCACCCUCUAGUUCACGGUUCGCUGGACAAGGCUGCAGGGAUCGCAAAGUCUGUGGCAGCUGAUAUUGGCCGAAAGCUCCAAGUCCCCACCUUUCUCUAUGGAGCAGCUCAUGAGGGAGGUAGGACUCUUGAUUCUAUAAGAAGAGAGCUAGGCUAUUUCAAACCAAAUUCAGCCGGCAAUCUAUGGGCAGGAGGGCUUAGAUCAGAGGUCUUGUGUCUGAAGCCUGAUGCAGGCCCCCUCCAAUCAGCGCCAGCCAAAGGUGUUGUGGCCAUUGGGGCAACCAGGUGGGUGGAUAACUACAAUGUACCCAUCCAUUCUACUGACAUCAAAGCUGCUCAAAGGAUUGCAAGGAGGCUGAGCGAGCGAGGCGGUGGGCUUAAAUCGGUGCAGGCUAUGGGGCUAGCCCAUGGUGAGGCAAUGACAGAGGUGGCAUGUAAUUUGCUGGAUCCAAGUAAAGUUGGAGCUGAUCAGGUACAGAUCGAAGUCCAGCGGCUCGCUUCAGAGGAGGGAUUGACUGCAGGCCAAGGUUAUUUUACCGAUUUUUCGCAAGAAAAGAUUGUUGAAACGUACAUGAGAUCCAUUGCAUCUGAUUAAAAUUGCUUAUUAGCAAACAAGUUGAUUGUGGUCAUCAUCUUAUAGUUCUAGAAUAAUUUGUUUUGACUA
Messenger RNA from Phoenix dactylifera (date palm), 1300 nucleotides. The record is from RefSeq and is a predicted model, not a curated record. Lineage: Eukaryota; Viridiplantae; Streptophyta; Magnoliopsida; Arecales; Arecaceae.